This is a messenger RNA of Xyrauchen texanus (razorback sucker), 1035 nucleotides long. RefSeq names its product hemopexin-like. The transcript has 9 exons. Lineage: Eukaryota; Metazoa; Chordata; Actinopteri; Cypriniformes; Catostomidae. The annotation marks the transcript as partial. The record is from RefSeq and is a predicted model, not a curated record.
GCUGACAUGAGGAUGCUCGUUCACACUUUCACUCUGUGCCUGGCUCUCUCACUGAGCUUUGCUGCUCCCUCGCGUCAUCAGGAAGGCCAUGCUCAAAAAGAAAAACCUCAUGAUGAUAAAGGACAUAGCCAUGAAUCACACCAUGGAGCUCAGCUUGACCGCCGUGCAGGAAUGGAGUUUGAUGCAGUUGCUGUGAACGAGGAGGGAGUUCCUUAUUUCUUUAAGGGUGACCACCUAUUCAGGGGUUUCCAUGGCAAGGCUGAGCUGUCUAAUGCAACCUUCCCUGAGCUGGAUGACCACCAUCACUUGGGACAUGUGGACGCUGCAUUCCGAAUGCACUCUAAGGACAGUCCAGACCACCACGACCACCAGUUCUUCUUCUUGGACAACAAGGUCUUCAGCUACUACAAGCACAAGUUGGAGAAGGGUUAUCCAAAAGAUAUCUCUGAAGUUUUCCCUGGAAUCCCUAACCACUUGGAUGCUGCAGUGGAGUGUCCCAAGCCAGAGUGUCUCGAUGACACCAUAAUCUUUUUUAAAGAUAAUGAUAUCUACCACUUCAAUAUGACGACCAAGAAGGUUGAUGAAAAGGAAUUCAAAGGCAUGCCCAACUGCACAGGAGCCUUCCAUUACAUGAAACAUUAUUACUGCUUCCAUGGACAUAAGUUCUCCAAGUUUGACCCCAUGACAGGAGAUGUCCAUGGAAAAUACCCCAAGGAGACUCGUGAUUACUUCAUGAGAUGCUCACAUUUUGGUAAAAAUGUUGAUGACCACACUGAAAGAGAACAGUGCAGCCGUGUGCACUUGGAUGCUAUUACAUCUGAUGAUGGUGGCAGUGUAUAUGCCUUUAGAGGGCACCACUUCCUCAGCAUAACUGGUGAUAAGUUUCAUUCAGACACAAUUGAGAGUGCUUUUAAAGAAUUGCAUAGUGAAGUGGAUGCAGUCUUUUCUUAUGAAGGGCAUCUCUACAUGAUCAAGGACAGUAAUGUGUUUGUGUACAAAGUUGGAGAGCCACACACACAUCUGGAGGGCUACCCC